UUGAUCGGGUCUGUUUUCAAGAGAAGAAACUUGUCCUCAGACUUUUCCCAGCUUUUAGAGGAUGGACAAAAGAGAAAUUGAAGGAAAGGGAAGUGAUGGAAGGAGAAGACGGUGCAUUUGGCUCUGGAGCUAUAAUUGAUUUGGCAACUGCAGAGGAGUUGGAAGAAAAUAACAUAUUACUUUGGAAGGGAAAAGCUGCUACAGGAAAUGAUAAAGUGAUGGCUCAACAAACAAACAGAGAGGAAGAUGGAAAUGAGAGACAUAACCUAAUUACUGAACCAAAUGAGGAAAAUGGUGCUGUGGAAAAUGAUGAAGGUGGGCCCGAAACUGGAAACGAAUAUGAAGAUGAUAAUGGACACAACUACCAUGAUGUUACACAUGAGGAAAAUGGCUCUGCCGAAAAUGAGCAUGGUGGGCCUGAAACUGGAAACGAAGGUGUUCAGGAUGAUAAUGGACACAGCAAGAAUGAUGAUCCAAAUGAGGAUUGGUGGGAAUCACUUAGUAGAAAGGCAACUUUGUUGAUAGAUGCAAAUCUAGAAUUGAUUGAAGCGAAGAAUCAAUAUGAAUCCGAAUUAGACAAAGCAAAAGAACUACAUCCAAAUGAUGAGAAGAUUGAUGAAAUCGAGAAAAGCAUUAAGGACUUGUUCAAAGCAAAUAAAUGGAUAGAUAGUGAGAGCUAUGAGAAUGAUUUUUGUAAUGACGAGGAUAUUCAAAUGUGUGCAAGUCAAGAAGAGCAAGCACGUCUUGAUACAGUUGAUAGAGUUAAAAAAAGUGAAUUACCACCAGAUCACGAUGACUAUCUUGACCUUAUUGCUUGGUUAAAAUCUCCUGAAGGGAUAUUGGAGAUUGAAAGAGAUUAUGAAAUGAUUGAAAGAGAGUAUGAUAAUAAACAAUGUCCAUCAUUCUCUCUUGGAAUAAGUCAGCUAUGCAAAGAGUUGAUGGAAGAACAUGGAUCAGAUGCUGAUGGUAAUAAAGAUGAUGGGAAGAGAACUGAUCCAUUGCCACAAAAACAAAUGGAGAAAAGGACAAAGAGGGAGAUCAAGGUCGGGCCAGCUUUUCGAUCACCAUACCUUCAAAGAAACAUUGAUGUCAAUUCAAGUUACACCAGGCAAGAAAUUGCUGUCUACAGGUGGAUGAUUCUGGACAAUAUGAAUGACAUGGAGCAAGUUUUUGUGUGUGGAGAGUACACAUGUUUCCGAAAAGUAAUAAAAACACUCAUGCCAGAUAGAAAGGUGUCAUAUGCUGUUAUAGACAUGUGGUCAUUUUUGAUGAAUGCUAGAGAAAAUUAUAAAUCCACGGAAUCACCGAUGCGUCUAUACAUGGACACUGGUCUUUCGAUUGCACCUUUGGAUGACAAAAGGAGUAGUGAAGAACAGUAUGAGCAUUUUAAGAGUGAAAUGAAGCACUAUUUUGAAAGAUACCCAAAUAGAAGUAUAGGAAACGCUGAUUUGAUAUUUUUUCCGGUGCUUGCAUAUGGACAUUUGUACUUGAUCAGUUUCAAUUUAAAGAAGCCGGCAUUUGAUAUCAUCGAUAACAUCAGGCGAGGGAGAAAUGCUGCAAAGGAGUAUGGUCCAAAGCCUAAAUUGUUGCGCAAACACUUUGUGAAUUACUUGUUUGAAAACAAGUUUGAGUUGCUUGCACAAUCAUUGAAGAACGUCAAGCCUAUGUACAUGAUAAUGCCCUGGCAAACAUUAGGCAAUUACAAGGACUGUGGAAUAUUCUUGAUAAGACACAUGGAAACUUACAAAGGCGAACCAAAGAAUUGGAUCACUGAUUUAAAAGCUGAAAGUACCAUCCAAUCAGCGCAACUGAUAAAGCUCCGUGCAAAGUACUGUCAUGCCAUUUUGACAUCUCCUCUGAAUGAAAAAAGACAGCACGUACUGAAUGAAUCAAAACUUCUGUACAACAAGAUGGCAUCGGACAAAGUGAUGAGUAUAGUGCUUGCUGCAAGUGAAAAAAAGAAUGGAGCUGUAUUUCGAAGGAAUGAUAUUAAAGGGAAGGUUCUGUUCCCAGAAGAUCAAGACCCCACAGAAGAUGACACACCUGAAAAGUGAUUGAAUGAUGCUAUAGUUUGAUAAUUGUUACUUCUUUUACAAUCUCUAUGAUAUCAUGAAACUGCUCAACAAUUAGUACUGUUUCAAGAUUGAGAAAUUAAAUUGGUUGUAUGAGAUGUUGACACUUUCAAUUGCUAUGGAAUGCA
Molecule: messenger RNA, 2200 nt
Organism: Daucus carota subsp. sativus
Lineage: Eukaryota; Viridiplantae; Streptophyta; Magnoliopsida; Apiales; Apiaceae
Exons: 10
Coding region: 96-2054 (652 amino acids)
Source: RefSeq, a predicted model, not a curated record